This is a messenger RNA of Lentinula edodes (shiitake mushroom), 2696 nucleotides long. RefSeq lists its product as uncharacterized. Bases 157 to 2649 code for a protein of 830 amino acids. NCBI's taxonomy places the organism in Eukaryota, Fungi, Basidiomycota, Agaricomycetes, Agaricales, Omphalotaceae. The record is from RefSeq and is a predicted model, not a curated record. The transcript has 4 exons.
AUUCAUGUCGAAAGUUUUGGAGGUCAGGCGGGAGCACCUGUCAAGGGCAGGAAUUCACGCAAUCCAGUCCUUUAUAGUUCUCGAGAUGGGUUUUUGCAGUAUAGAUCCCAUAUUCCACAUAAAGGUGAAAAUCCUUGGUCACCGUUUGCCUCACAGAUGGACUGGGAAGUGGCGAAAUGGGCGAAAACACGGGGAACUGGAUCGACUGCUUUCAGCGACUUGCUUGCUGUUGACGGUGUAUACAAAGCAUUAGGACUUUCAUACUGUAAUAGUGCAGAGCUUAAUCAUAUUAUUGAUACGGAAAUCCCUGCUCGGAGGCCUGCAUUUACACGUAAAGAGGUUGUGAUCGGUGGAGAAGCCUUUGACUUAUAUAAACGACCUAUUGAGGACUGUAUACGCGCACUCUAUGGCUCCCCAGAUCAUGCGCGCUAUCUCUGUGUUUCUCCUGAACGACAUUACUCCGAUGCAAACAAGACUCAGAGGCUUUAUCAUGACAUGCACACCGGGAAGUGGUGGUGGAAUACUCAGGUCCAGCUCGAGCAAGAUAAACCUGGUGCUACUAUUGUUCCAGUCAUCAUUUCCAGUGACAAAACUCAAAUCACACUUUUUCGAAAUAAGUCUGCGUACCCUGUAUAUCUUACCAUCGGGAAUCUCCCUAAGGAAGUUCGACGAAAACCCUCACAGCAGGCCCAAAUUCUCCUCGCUUAUCUUCCUACCACCCGUCUACAGCACCUACCUACUAAGGCAGCCCGGAGGCGCGCUGUGUCGAAUCUCUUUCAUGCAUGCAUGGGGAGUAUCCUCGCACCUCUGAAAAGUGCAGGCAUUGACGGAAUUAUCAUGACCAGUGGUGACGGUGUCAGGCGGCGGUGUCACCCGAUCCUCGCUGCUUAUAUUGGAGAUUAUCCCGAACAGAUGCUUGUUUCAUGUGGGUACUAUGGACGCAGUCCAAUCUGCAUGGUGGCGAAGCAUGAGCUGGGAGAAUACCCUUGUACAGCAGAGUACCGUGAUGCAAUUCAAGCUAUCGAAGUGGCCCACUUAAUUGGUACAGAUGAAUGGGCUCAAAGUUGUGCGGCUGCCAACAUGAAACCUGUCCAACAUCCUUUUUGGGAAGAUCUUCCCUAUACCGACAUUUUCUGUUCCAUCACUCCCGACCUCCUUCACCAGCUAUACCAAGGGGUUAUGAAACACUUGAUUAAGUGGAUUACUGCUAUCGUUGGAGCGGGAGAAGUUGAUGCGCGAGUACGUCGAUUACCAGCAAAGCAUGGCAUGCGUCAUUUCCACAAGGGAAUCACAACACUUUCCCGUGUCAGUGGUACCGAACACAAGCAGAUGUGUAUGUUUCUUCUCAGCCUUGUCAUUGACGUGCCAAGGCUGGCGCCAGCAAAGUCCCGCAGAUUGAUCACAGCUACCCGUUCAUUACUGGAUUUCCUCUACAUGUCUAGCUUUCCCAUUCACAGUGACGAAUCUCUUACCUCUGUCGAUGCCGCUCUUGCUCUAUUUCAUGAGAAUAAAGAUAUUUUCAUUGAGCUUGGUGCCCGAGAGCACUUUAACAUCCCCAAAAUCCAUUUUCUAUGUCACUAUGUCCGCGCUUUCAAACUAUUUGGCACAUCGGACAACUAUAAUACAGAAGCAACAGAGCGUCUUCACAUUGACUUUGCAAAAGAUGCAUAUCGUGCUUCUAAUCGCAAGGACGAGUACUCACAGAUGACAAAAUGGUUGGAGAGGCAAGAGAAAGUCAAUCAUCAUGCGAGUUACAUUGCGUGGCAACAGUCACAGCCACAACUUGACAUUCCUUCUCCUACCACCAUCUCAGGUGUACGAUACGAUUUUCCAGGAUCUCAAAAAACGUUGCAUGACAUGCAGUGCCCACUUACACAACAUUUCGCCAAAUUUCCCACUGUGAAGACAGUAUCAAUCUCAAAACUUGAGGAAAGAAGCUUACUUGGUUACGGCGCCACUCAGUUUGAGUAUGCUUUGAAACGGUUCAUUUCCCAAUUUCGCAAUCCCGAAUUUACUCCUGCUGAGGUCAACGAAAUGGCAUCAUUUCUUUCUCUUCCGUUUCGUGGUGUGCCAGUUUGGCAUAGGAUGAAAUUCCGAAACGAAGAUUUAUAUGGCAAGAAGACUCUUGAUGUUGUAUCUGCCCAUCCUCGUCGCCUCAAUGCUCAGGGCCAGGUCCGCCAGACGUCCCAAUUUGAUGCUGCUCUGAUCCGUGUUCAGAAGGAUGAUGACAAUGGCAAGUACGUGUUGUGUUCUGUUGUACCUGCACGUUCGCUCAUGCACUCUAUUUCAGGAUGUCAGAUAGGGCGUGUCCGGGCUAUUUUCUCCCUCCCAAAGCAACACUUGAACCGACUGUUUCCCGCAAAUGUGACUCCGCCUGUCCACCUUGCUUAUGUUGAAUGGUUCACUAAGUUCACGCAGAGGCCCGAACCAUACUCUCUUCUUUACCAUGUCAAGCCUCAAUUUUGUAGAGAUGGAUCACGAGCAGUUUCUGUAGUUCCGGUUGAUAUGAUCAAGCAGAGUGUUUGUUUGUAUCCUAGGUGGGGUGGAACAGCACCUCCGCAAUGGACACAUGAGUCAGUACUUGACCAGUGUCCCUCCUUUUAUCUGAGCCCAUUUACAGAUAUACAUAUGUACUUCAACCUGUCGUAGUUACAAGUAAUCAGAAUUAGACUACGCAGUCCGGAUUUCUUCUAUUC